AUGCUCCCAACCCCGACUUCGCAAUCCGCUGGCGAACAGAAGAAAUUAAAGCGAGAAUAUAUGAAAGUGCGUCAAGAAAUGAAUGCUACGAGUAGUCAAGAUGAAUUUGCCAAAUGGGCAAAAUUGCGCAGACAGCACGAUAAGCUGUAUGAUCAGCUGGAAAAGUCAAAAUCCUCUCUCGAUUCCACCAAAUCCACUUUCGAUACAUCUGUUUCUACACUCCGCUGGUUGGGCACAAAUGGUUUACGCAUGUUAUUACAAUUUUGGUUUUCUAAGCAGGCUAUGUUUUGGUUACCUAAAGGAUGGUUUCCUUAUUACGCAGAGUGGUUGUUGAGUUUCCCACGAGCACCAUUGGGAAGUAUCAGUAUACAAGCAUGGACACUUGCAUGCGCAGCUGUAAUUUUGUUGGUCAGUGACGCUUUGGUUGCAGUGGUUGCGUUGGUUUUGGGAGCACGAACUGGCGUUCAAGGCCAAAAAGCGAAAAAGAUGGAGGAGCCUAUGAAAGCUGGUGGACAAGGCACGGAGAAGGCUGGGAAGAAAGAGUUGUGA
Molecule: messenger RNA, 549 nt
Organism: Sclerotinia sclerotiorum 1980 UF-70
Lineage: Eukaryota; Fungi; Ascomycota; Leotiomycetes; Helotiales; Sclerotiniaceae
Exons: 2
Coding region: 1-549 (182 amino acids)
Biological process (GO): tail-anchored membrane protein insertion into ER membrane
Source: RefSeq, a predicted model, not a curated record